AUGAGCGGGCAGCCUCCGCGAUGGGGACCCAUCCGGUCGAUUCUGGCGCUGUCGCCAUUGCUGAUAGGCGCGCCGUUGUUUGCGCUCAGGCAGCAUUACACUUUGCCGGAGCCUCUAACCGCACUCUACAACCCUACAACGAAACAGCCACAGCUAUCUGAAGCGCGAAUACUAUCGCAUGCCAAAUAUCUGUCUGAAGAUAUCGGAUAUCGGAUCGUGGGGACCAAGGAACAUGCUCUGGGGGACGAGUGGAUGAUUCAACAGGCGAAGGAACUAGACGAUGUAUGUACGAGGGCGAAGGAGAGGAGUCCGGAGAGAAAGCUCGAAUGCGAGUGGUGGUGGCAGCAGGGUAGCGGCAGUCAUCGCUUCGACAUGAUGAACAAGCGGCUAUACAAGACCUAUGUGAACCUGACGAACGUCGUGUUCCGCCUCUCAGACGGCACUCCCGAAGGGAAGCAGGACGCCGUUCUGGUGAACGCGCACGUCGACUCGACUCUGCCUAGUCCAGGCGCGGCCGAUGACGCGCUCCCCGUGGGGGUGAUGCUCGAGUGUGCGCGAGUGCUGAUUGAGACGGAUGACUGGGAGCCGACAUAUGCCAUCGUUUUCUUGUUCAACAAUGCGGAAGAGUCGCUGCAAGACGGGUCUCACCUGUUCUCGACGCAACAUGCCAUCGCGAAUACAGUGCGCGCCGUGAUCAACUUAGAAGCUGCUGGCACCAAGGGCCCGGAAUUGCUCUUCCAGGCCACCUCAGAACAGAUGAUCGAAGCGUACUCGCACGUCCCAAGACCAUUCGGCACAGUCCUCGCGAAUGACAUAUUCAGCUCGGGGAUCCUCCUGUCAGAUACAGAUUUUCGGCAGUUUGAGCAGUAUUUGAACGUUACUGGCUUGGAUAUGGCUGUUGUGGGGAACAGCUAUCUUUACCAUAUGCGCAAGGAUCUCGUAGAGAACAUCGAGCCCGGUGUUGCCCAGCACAUGGCAGAAAACACCAUGGCUUUGCUGCAGCACCUCUCCUCACCCGCCUCACCCCUCCACUCCCUCGCGAGCGGGUACGUCAAGCCGCGCACGGUGUUCUUCUCCCACCUCGGCACGUUCUUCCUCUACUCGUACGCCACCGCGCGGGUCAUGUACGCGGGCGUGUUCGUCGCGUCCCUCCUGCUCGCGCUCCGGAUUAAGGGCGGCGCGCGGGGCGUCAGGCCGCUCGCGAGGGGAAUAGGAGCUGUCGCUGGGGGCUUUUUAGGGGCCCUUGUUGGCGCUAACGUGGUUGCGGCGGUGAUGCAGCGCGUGCUUGGCAAGGGGAUGAGCUGGUUUAGCUGGGAGCCGGCUUGUCUGGGGUUGUAUGGUCCGGCUGCGCUUACGGGUGCUCUCGUGUCGCAAUAUCUCAUCGGCCACGUGCCGGAGCAUACAGUCAUGACUUCGAUGCUUCUCCUCCAGUCAUUCGCUGCGCUCGCGAUUCAGCUGCUGGGAAUCGGUUCGGCGGUGAUGUUCUUCUUGACGAGUGCUCCGUUGCUCUUAGCCCUCGUGCUGGACACUCUGAAGAUUACGAGGACAGGCGACGGCGUGUCGUUGUGGACGUACGCCUUGGCCCAGCUGACGCCGCUGUUGACCGGAACGCAGAUUGUGGCGACCGUUUUGGAUGUCUUCGUGCCUCUGACCGGACGUAUUGGCGGUGAUGCUCCAGGAGAGCACAUUAUUGCCACCAUAGUCGCCGCGACGGGUGCAUAUACGAUUCCUAUGGCCCUUCCGUUCAUGCAUAGGUUCGGGACGAGGGUGUCAAGUCGUGUGGUUGUGAUUCUCAGCGUCAUCACCGCCUUAUCGAUGGCAUUGUUCGCCAUGCGAGCUCCUUUCGAUAGGUUGCAUCAGAAGAGGAUGUUCGUCAUUCAUAUGGAGAAUGUCACUUCAGCUGAACAGCACUUGCAUAUAGCUGCUGCCGACGCGGCUCCCGGUUUCGACACCCUUGUCCAUAGCAUGGCGGAGCAGUUCGACGCUCAUGGCAAGCCUCCUACUUCUAGACAACUUUCGGAUUGGGACAGUGAAUGGGAUGUGCUUUAUCCCUUCUCUGCGUUCCUCUCUCCAUAUAUGAUCGAUAUGCCCGUUGACGAACAAUAUGAUGGGGAACCGUCAGCGGCUGCUGGAAAAUUCGUUGCUAUUUCUACUACGAACGACGUUGUAGACAAGGAGAAGGGUACUCGCAGUUUCACUCUCGUGGUUCACCAUCCGGGCAUCAUCUGGACAGCUGUUGCGUUUGACGCCCAUGUAUUGAAAUGGACCCUGGACGACAAUCCCCCGGACGAAUAUGCCCGCCAUCACAUCAAAGAGGCGUCAUUCUACGGAAACGAUCGAUGGAGCGUCGACCUGGUCGUGAAAUAUCCCUCUCCCAUCUCUUCUGAGAUCCCGGAAAACAUCAAAAUUGAUUUCGUCGGAAUAAAAGAGCAGUCCAUGUGGCCCGGUAAGAAGGCUGAGAAGCAGUUCGGUGGCUCAGCGAUGCGCACGUUCGAAGCUUUGGAUGCCUGGUUGGAUGAGCAAACCGUUGGUACAGUAGAUGCGAUGUUGAUUGGAUGCGUCGGUGGCAUCGCCCUCCUAUAA
Molecule: messenger RNA, 2583 nt
Organism: Gloeophyllum trabeum ATCC 11539
Lineage: Eukaryota; Fungi; Basidiomycota; Agaricomycetes; Gloeophyllales; Gloeophyllaceae
Exons: 17
Coding region: 1-2583 (860 amino acids)
Biological process (GO): proteolysis
Molecular function (GO): metalloexopeptidase activity
Source: RefSeq, a predicted model, not a curated record